Anthonomus grandis grandis is the source of this 589-nucleotide messenger RNA. RefSeq names its product histone H2B. Gene Ontology annotation, molecular function: protein heterodimerization activity; structural constituent of chromatin; DNA binding. Lineage: Eukaryota; Metazoa; Arthropoda; Insecta; Coleoptera; Curculionidae. Gene Ontology annotation, cellular component: nucleosome. The transcript is spliced from 2 exons. Bases 166 to 537 code for a protein of 123 amino acids. The record is from RefSeq and is a predicted model, not a curated record.
GUGUCUACGUUUUUAAGCGAGAAUGCGGACCAAUCAGCGCGCAAAUACGGUGCAAAUAACAGGGGGCGGGGCUUGUAUAGGGCAUCGGAGCUCUGUUAAAUAGUGACAUCAAGAGAGGUUGAAUUUUAUUUACGUCUGUGCAGUCGUUGCGUUUGUAUCGUCGAGAUGCCACCAAAAACUAGCGGAAAAGCUGCCAAGAAAGCCGGAAAGGCUCAGAAAAAUAUCUCUAAAACUGAUAAGAAGAAGAAGCGCAGGAGGAAGGAAAGCUACGCAAUCUACAUUUACAAAGUAUUGAAGCAAGUACAUCCUGAUACCGGUAUUUCCAGCAAAGCCAUGUCGAUUAUGAAUUCAUUCGUUAACGAUAUUUUUGAGAGGAUUGCUGCCGAAGCAUCUCGUCUGGCUCACUACAACAAAAGAUCUACCAUCACAAGUAGGGAGAUUCAAACCGCUGUGAGACUUUUGUUGCCUGGUGAAUUAGCUAAGCACGCUGUAUCCGAAGGUACCAAAGCUGUUACCAAGUAUACAAGCUCGAAGUAAAUCGACUUUAUUUGUUGUUUUACUUUUUAUCAUCUAAACGGCUCUUUUCAGA